Messenger RNA from Pezoporus occidentalis (night parrot), 2275 nucleotides. It is a transcript of the gene AFF2, whose product is annotated as ALF transcription elongation factor 2. Bases 405 to 1382 code for a protein of 325 amino acids. Gene Ontology annotation, biological process: regulation of RNA splicing. The transcript has 4 exons. The record is from RefSeq and is a predicted model, not a curated record. Lineage: Eukaryota; Metazoa; Chordata; Aves; Psittaciformes; Psittacidae. Gene Ontology annotation, molecular function: G-quadruplex RNA binding. Gene Ontology annotation, cellular component: nuclear speck.
AGAAGUUGUUGAUCACAUAAGCUGUGCCUUCAAGGUAGUGUUGGGCUGGUAUGGAGGCUGCUUUUGCUUGUUUUGUGGGAUCUGCUGCUGGAUUCCCAGCCCACUUGUGGAUGCAGCUCUUGGUAUGCUGGGAAUGCUGUGCACCAUGGAGGUAUGCAAAAGAGAUGAUUCAACACCACUCCGAUUAUGAUCCUACAGGCAGUCCAGGGACUUGGUCUUGAUGUCACUAUGAGCAAGACCGGAGUGCGCUUAAGCGGAAAGAAUGGGAGAGAAGGAACCAGGAGGUCCAACAAGAUGAAGAUCUCUUUGCUUCAGGUUUUAACCUAUUUGGGGAACCCUACAAGACAAAUAAAGGUGAUGCCCUUGCAAACCGUGUCCAGAACACACUGGGAAAUUAUGAUGAGAUGAAGGACCUGUUAACCAACCAUUCCAACCAGAGCCACCUUGUAGGAAUCCCAAAGAAUUCUGUCCCACAGACACCCAUUGACAAAAAUGAACAGAACUUUUUCCCAGAACCAAGGAACAGGAUGAUCCCAUCUCAUCAGAUCAGUGGCCACUCAUCGACAUCAAUGCCUCCACCUUCUUCCUUGUCAUCUAAUUCUACUUUGCUACACAGUCACCAGAGCAGCAGAAAGUCGAGGACAGACUGGUCACGUAGUGGUCACAACUCUAGUGGGGCCCAGCCAAGCCAAUCCAGUAGUCAGCAGAGUCGGACAAAGCAUAGCUCCUCUCAUGACCAGGCCCAGGGCAGGUAUGAAGACCUCUAUAAUUGUCAGAGUGAGCAGCAUAAAAGCGGAGGAACUGAGGAAGCAAAUUCUGUGGCAGCAUCUUCACAUUCGAGGAGGCACACUCAUUCCAAGUCAGCACCUGGAGAACAUACUUACAAAGAAAACAGUCAUUCGAAGUCGCCUGCAGAGCUUGAAUUUGUAGGUCAUGGUCCUGGAUCUCCACUUCCUUCCACUUCGUUGUUAUCUGCAAACAACAGUCUUUCGUCUCAGAAUUUCCCACCAGGACUUCACUGCAAGAACAGCAUGGUCCAGCAAAAGCCUACAGCCUAUGUCAGGCCUAUGGACGGUCAGGACCAGGUACCCAAUGACUCACCUGAACUGAAACCUCCGAUAGAAAUUGAGAGUGGAUAUGGAAAUCAGUCCUUUGGAACACUGCUGGAAGGAAAAGUGAACGCACCUAAUUCAAAGAACAAAGUACCAAAGCUCACCAUUCCUCCUGUUAAUGAAGCAGCAACAAAGACUGAUGUGUUUUGCAGUAGAGCUUGGAAUAAUUUUCUGGGAACUGCAUCUGAAAACAGUAAAAGGCCUAUUUAUAUCAAGUGGAAGCUGAGGGUUGCUUGCAGAUGGUGUUUUAUUAGAAACUGUAUUUGUUAAUAAACGUAGCUUUGUACAAGAUUACUUUACAGAUGUUUCUGUUUAUUUUUACCUUAGGUUAAAAAUCUGCUGAUGUAGAUGGCUUCAUAGUCUGUUGCGAUUUGUCGCUAGCAUUGUUUGGCAAGUAAAUAAUUGCAUGCAAAGGAAAUAAUGAUGUUGUAAAAGCAAAUACAUUUUUUCGCUCUUGCCAUCUAUUAGCACUGUGAGUCAAUAGAGGGACUUUAAAGUGCAGCAUCAAUAAGAAGUAUUUUUGGAAAUGGAACAUACCUUUUGCAACUUGUAUCAACUAUUAAGAACUAUUUUUUCCUUUAAUUUUUAGAGUGAAUGAAAUCCUGGCACCGUUGAAAUCAAUUCACUUGUUAGCAAUGGUUUUUUGGGUACAGGACUUCGCCCACAGUCUUUUUGCAUAACUCUAAGAAACUCUGAUGUGAACUGUUGUUUUUGGAAAGAUUCCUAGUCGCACAGAUGGAAAAAUUGCAUUAGGAACUUGUUGCUAUAGCUGCUUUAGUUUAUAGCGUGUACAGUAAAAAAGGUAUAUAAUUAAUUCAUUUUUGUUCAGAUAAAUGGUAAACUCUAGGCACUUUAGAAAUGAAUGCAGAUAAUAAUCUUAAAGCAGUCUGCAUUUUGUGAGUGAACAAUAAUUUGAAGGGGGAAAGAAAACCCAAAGCUGUGUUAAGGUGAUGAAUAACUUUUCUUCCCAAUACGGACCAUCUGACAAUAGCCAGACUGAUGGAUCUCUUACAGGCAAAUCUCCUCCUGAGUUUGGAGGGUUGGAUUUUUUUUUUUCACCUGUGUCAGGACUGUGAACUUUGACCCUAUGUGUUUUUCCACAGAUGUGUAUCCUGAAUUUGAUUUACCCUGUGUUCAGCAAUAAAACUCCUUCCAAUCCAACA